Symbiodinium natans is the source of this 2298-nucleotide messenger RNA. NCBI's taxonomy places the organism in Eukaryota, Dinophyceae, Suessiales, Symbiodiniaceae. The record is from the annotation of a GenBank genome assembly.
AUGAAGAGAGAGGACGUUGUGAGGAUAGAGAUUGAGCACCAUGACGAAAACUCGUUCCACACGACUUACAAGGUGGAAAGAUACACCGAAUAUGCCAAGGAUGUCGAGAAGAUGAUGAAUGUCCACCUCAACAACGAAAAUAUCUCCCACCGGGUCGUCACGAACCCUGGCCCUCCGAAAGGAUUUGCGCCCUUCUGGAACUGCCGCGGCUGGUUCACAAGCACCAAAGGUGAGAAGGUGCGCUAUCCACGCCUGGGCUCUUUUGAAGUGACCGUCCUCACCUCCUCGGACUUUGCGCCGCCGAGUUCUGGGCUGCCACCACGGCUCCAGGUGUGGUCCAAGCUCAGCUCACAUCGCUGGCCGGACCCCGACACCCUUGCACAAAAGGUCGCCCGGAUUCUCGCUGCUGGCAGGGACUCGGAUGACGUGUCGAGCGAGGUACAGCAGAUGCAUCGGCGGUGGACAUCGACACCUCGCGCAGAGAAGCCAAAGCCGAUUCCACAUCCACCCAUGUUUUUCGGGCUCACCCCUCGAGGCGGCACGCCAAGCCCCGUAGAGCGGCGAACGCCUGGUGCAGAUCAGGAUGGUGGGAGCCGAAGUUGCUCGCCCCCACCGCGACCCAUUUCGGCGUUCUCCACCUACGGCAGCACCACCACAGCCCAAACAGCCUCCCCUACGCGUCCGUCUUCGGCGCAACAGCUGCGCUCGCCCUCCUCGGGGCCAGCUGGGGCGACACAGGACUCGAGCAUGACCGCCUUAGAUCUCCCCGUGGCGAUGGGCAAUGACAGCGACCAGGACAUGGAGCCGCCAUCUUUCCGGCCUGAGACUCCAGCGGGGCCCAUGGACAAAGAGACGCGUUCCGCAUCACCACCAGGCGGUUACGAGGAUGACUUUGAGGAGCCUGCGCAUGCCGAAGCAGCCCCAGCCACGCCAUGGCUUGCGGAACCUGCUCCGGCGUCGCCCUGGGCUCCCGAGGAGCCCGAGCCUGCAGUUCCUGCAGAGCCGCCGUCGCAGAAGAACACGGAGGACCUGGCCAGAAGGCUGCUUGAAAAGCAUGGCCCUUCCGCCAACCUCCGUGCCCUGCUGCGCCGUCCCGGCCAAGCCUUAGACGAGUCGGAGGGCCUCGAUUUGGAGAGCUUCAAAACGAAGCUGUACCAUCUCGGUGUGUUCUCCGUCACACCGUUCGACUUCGCAGGGCUCUUCGAUGAGGUGCUGCGGCGAGGAGGAGGAGCUCCCAAGGCUAGCUUAGGGGCCCUAAUCAUGGGCCUCAGCGACUUCUGGCCCACACCUCAAGAGGAGGAGGCUGCAGAUCCACCACAGAAUGUGCAGCCUCAGGCUAGCCCAGGCCCGGCCCAUGCCGCGGCAGCCCCUGCCAAACAGGAGGCCGUCGCACCUGAGCCGAUGCAGGCCUCCAUGAGCUCGCAGCCUCCAGAGCAGGAGAAGAGCGACUACGGCUCAGACUUCGAAGAGGACCCCGCAAAGCAGGCGCCAGAGUCGAGCCCGCCGCCUGCAGCCAAAGAAGAGGAGAAGUAUGCGUACGACUCGGACUUCGAAGAGUCCCUCGCCAACCCGGCGCCGACGCAUUCAUCCGGGCCUGCCGCGCCGACAGGGCCCGGGCAGUCGGCAUCAGCUCAGGAGUACCGCGACUCCAAGCCGGCUCCAGCAGCGGAGCCCAGCCAAGCUGCGGCAGAGGACAAGUACGAGUACGACUCGGACUAUGAAGAGUUCCUUGCCAAGCCGGCACCCGCAGCGGGCGCGCAGCCAAGCCCCGCUGCAGCAGGCCAGGCGGAGGCACGUCCGGAGGUGGACGACUCUGGCCGUAUGCCGCUGCGGCACUAUGAGAGUGAGGACUUCGAGGAGGAGUAUUCCGAUGAAGAUCCGAUCCCUGUCUCACCUCCGAAACCCCAACCGAUGGCUCCGCCAGAUGGCCCUGGCAUCAUGCCGCCCGACGGCCCUCCCAUGAUGGGCGGCCCUCCGAUGAUGGGCGGCCCUCCCAUGAUGGGGGGUGGCCCCCCAAUCAUGGGCCCUCCUGACAUGGACAUGGGCCCGCGAACUGCCAUGACCUACGACUACGAGGAGAGCUUUGAGGCGGACUCCGAGCUCGGCCGCGCCGCGCGCGAGGCAGACGAGAGCAUCGCAUCGGCGUCAGACGAGAUUAUCUAUGCCGAUCGGGUGACAGAAGGAAGCCGUGAACACGACUAUGCUGAAAACUUCGAUGUCGAGAGCGAUGGCAUCGAGGAGGUGAAUGAGCAGGUGUCUGAGACGGCCUCCGUACAGUCCAUGGUGUCUCUUCAGUAG